Molecule: messenger RNA, 913 nt
Organism: Drosophila innubila
Lineage: Eukaryota; Metazoa; Arthropoda; Insecta; Diptera; Drosophilidae
Exons: 4
Coding region: 95-826 (243 amino acids)
Source: RefSeq, a predicted model, not a curated record
GGCCGCCAAAGCAAAUUGAAUCGUAGCAAGGCGUUUGCAGCUUGAACUAAAUAUUGGAUUUACAAACAAAAAAAAGCGCUACUUAAUACGAAAAAUGUCCGAUUGCGAUGAUAAUGCGCGUGGUUAUGAUGUGACAAUGGAGUUGCCUCAAUCAGAAGACUCACAACCGUCUGAACAGUCUAAUGACAAUAUUAAAGACGCCGAAGAAGAAGACGCAACAACCGAUGUUGAAGCUAUAAAUCUAAUAAGACAAUUUGGCGAGCUAAAACUUAAAAUACUGGACGAGGAAAAUGAGCGGGAAAUAUGCGCUAUAGCCGAAGAUCAAAAGAAUUCCGAGGAGAUGUUAUUGGAGAAAAUGCAAUUAUUGUGUGAAAUGACGAUGCCGCUAAAUGGGAAAAUCUGCGACACCGUUGGGCAAAUCGAUAAGGCUCACACCGAAAUAUUGGACAAAUUUCAAAAGUUGUACAAUUCGGACGAAGAGUGUAAAAGUGCGUAUGCCGCCCACUGUGCCGAGGCUAUACAAGCAAAAAAGGCGAUCGCAGAGACGGCUGAAUAUGAUGAAUUCACUGAAAUGCCAUUCGAGACUUUGGAAGAGUGCAUUGGAAAUAUGGAAAGCGACAUGAAAGACUAUAAAGCAACUGUUGCAGAAUUGCGCGCCAAGCGAAUGAUUAAUCGAAAGGAAAGCGAAGAGAAGUACAAUGCGAUAAUGAAGCAAGUGCAUAUUUUGGAGAGUAUACAUUUGGAAGGACUUGAGAUACUUGAUAUGAAAAAAUUUGAAUUAGAACAGCGUCCUCGUAUCCAGAAGCAGCAGACCAAAUCGGAUUAAUUUAUAUUACCUCCUCUUUUUCACAUACAAUUUCAAUAUUAUCAAUAAUCUUAUGUUUUAAUGUAACUUGAACAUUUCAAUUACUUU